CGCUGUGAGCUCCGGGAAGCCCGCCUCCGCUCUUCCGUGAUUCGCUACUCCUGUGUUCAUCUGCCCCUCCGUCGACCAGAUUGGGUGCUUGGCCGUCCCUGCCAUUAGCGCGUAACGAGAGACUGCUUGCUGCGGCAGAGACGCCAGAGGUGCAGCUCCAGCAGCAAUGGCAGUGACGGCGUUGGCGGCGCGGACGUGGCUUGGCGUGUGGGGCGUGAGGACCAUGCAAGCCCGAGGCUUCGGCUCGGAUCAGUCCGAGAAUGUCGACCGGGGCGCGGGCUCCAUCCGGGAAGCCGGUGGGGCCUUCGGAAAGAGAGAGCAGGCUGAAGAGGAACGAUAUUUCCGAGCACAGAGUAGAGAACAACUGGCAACUUUGAAAAAACACCAUGAAGAAGAAAUCGUUCAUCAUAAGAAGGAGAUUGAGCGUCUGCAGAAAGAAAUUGAGCGGCAUAAGCAGAAGAUCAAAAUGCUAAAACAUGAUGAUUAAGUGCACACAGUUCCCCAUAGAAUGGCACAUGUCAUUGCCCACUUCUGUGUAGGCAUGGUUCUGGUUUAACUAAUAUUUGUCUGUGUGCUACUAACAGAUUAUAAUAAAUUGUCAUCAGUGAA
Gorilla gorilla gorilla (western lowland gorilla) is the source of this 609-nucleotide messenger RNA. It is a transcript of the gene ATP5IF1, whose product is annotated as ATP synthase inhibitory factor subunit 1. Bases 167 to 487 code for a protein of 106 amino acids. NCBI's taxonomy places the organism in Eukaryota, Metazoa, Chordata, Mammalia, Primates, Hominidae. The record is from RefSeq and is a predicted model, not a curated record. Gene Ontology annotation, molecular function: ATPase inhibitor activity. Gene Ontology annotation, biological process: negative regulation of ATP-dependent activity. Gene Ontology annotation, cellular component: mitochondrion. The transcript is spliced from 3 exons.